AUGGAAUGGAGACAACCAACCUCAAUAACUGAGAUAAGGAGUUUUCUGGGCUUGGCUGGCUACUACCGAAGAUUCAUCAAAGGCUUUUCACAAAUAGCUUUGCUAUUGACAAAGUUAACCUGCAAGGAUGCACCGUUUGUUUGGACUCCUGAGUGUGAGGAGAGCUUUCAGGCGCUGAAGCAAAAGUUGACCACCGCGUCUAUGUUGGUGUUACCUGAGCCAAAUGAAUCAUUUGAGAUCUCAAGUGACUUUAAAUCCCAACUCCUAAAGGCUCAUGAAAACGAUGACGUGUUACCGAAGGUGUUACCAGUUAUUGAGCAAGGAAAGCGGUGGAGAGUGUCAGAGGAUCAGGAUGGGCUAUGA
Arachis ipaensis is the source of this 363-nucleotide messenger RNA. The record is from RefSeq and is a predicted model, not a curated record. NCBI's taxonomy places the organism in Eukaryota, Viridiplantae, Streptophyta, Magnoliopsida, Fabales, Fabaceae.